UGAGAAACAACUUUUGGAAAGCAAAAAAGAAAUACCAAAAUUUGUUUCAAAGGAAGCUAAACCAAACCCUCCAAUAUGGAUGGCGAAAUCAUUAGAUUUAUCAAGGUGUUGCUCAUAUGCAUGGCAUCUCUAUUGUAUUGCUAUUCCAUAGCUUCAAAACUUCCCAAAGGCAAACUCAGGCUCCUCUCCCUCCUCCCAAUCUUCCCUCUCUUUGUCGUCCUCCCUCUCGACCUCUCCUACGUCGUCCUCACGAGCGGCAUCACCAUAUUCGUCACUUGGCUUACGACCUUUAAGCUCCUUCAGUUCUCCUUCGAUUUGGGUCCGCUAGCUUCCGACCCACCAUUGUCAUUCCCUCUUUUUGCCUCCAUUGCUUUCUUACCAACUAGAAUCAAGGAUAUCAAAACAACCCCAUCUGUUCAAAAUCAUAGAAAAGAUUCAAAUACACCUCAAGAACUUGACCAAGAACCACCACCCAAGUUGCCUCUAAACUUGCCAGCUAAAGUGGGGUUAUUUGCAUUAUUGGUCUUCGGCAAGAGUUAUGUUGAUCUUGUCUCUCCCAUUGUCAAGUUAUGCUUCAAUUGUGGAAUAUUGUAUUUCUACUUAGACAUGGUUAUGAGUUUGUCCAAUAUUUUUGUUCGAUCGAGCUUCGGUGUUGAAGUCAGACGAUCAUUCGAUGAGCCGUAUCUCGCAACGUCAUUGCAAAAUUUUUGGGGCCGAAGGUGGAAUCGAUUGGUAUCAGAAACUUUACACAACACGAUCUAUAAACCAGUUCGUUAUGACGUCGGGAGCCCACGAUGGAUGGCAGUGUUUGUCGUGUUUGUAGUGUCGGGGUUGAUGCAUGAGCUUUUGUUCUACUACGUCAUCAGAGUUGUCCCAACGUGGGAAGUCACAUGGUUCUUUAUUGUUCAUGGAGUGUGUGUGGCUGCGGAGAUUGAAUUGAAGAGUGCAUUGGGAAAAAAAUGGCAUUUCCAUGGAGCAGUGACUGGACCGCUCACGAUGGCGUUUAUGGGGGUCACCGCUCAUUGGUUGUUCUUUCCACAACUAUUGAGGAUGAAAUACUCUCCAUUAUGGUAAGUGUGAUAGAAAAAUUUCUAGUAUUCUGGUAGUAUGCAUUAAAUCUCACAUCAUUAAUGAUGCCGACGUGGCUCAUAAAUAAAGGCAGCUUAUGUU
Messenger RNA from Benincasa hispida (wax gourd), 1170 nucleotides. Lineage: Eukaryota; Viridiplantae; Streptophyta; Magnoliopsida; Cucurbitales; Cucurbitaceae. The record is from RefSeq and is a predicted model, not a curated record.